CCGCAAUUUUAAUUGGUCUUGAUCCGCCCACAAGUCACACAUGGCGUCCAAUGGUGAUGCUGGUUUCAAGGUCUCAGUUGAAUCACUCCAUACUACAAGAGUCAAGGAGAUCAACUAUGAUGGAGAAGAGAUAUAUGAAGGGAGACCUUCUCUCUCUCAGAAACUAAGUGAAUUAGCUCAACAUGUUGACUUUAGAGAAGAGAGAGCUGAUGAUGAUAGUGACAGAGAAGGAGGAAGGAAGAAACAAGAGGAGGAGGAGGAGGAGGGAGUUUCUGGUCCUACAACUAAGAAACCAAGUCAUCGCUGGCCAUGGGAAUUCACACACUCAAAACUCAAGCAAGCAUUGACUGAAGUUAGUGUACUGUCUGAUGUGUUACAAAUUGUUCAUAAUCAUCAUCAAUACUUGUCAUUGGAUCCAGUUUAUGUUAAUAAGAAAUACACAUUACCUCCUUCAUAUCAAUACCAAAUUAAAAAGAAGGUUAGCUUCUCAUGAUUUGUUACUUUACUCAGUUAUGCAUGCACAAUACAUGUACCUCAAUAUAGAAGAUUAUAAAGGCAUAGUAUUGGGCAUAGUGUGAAUGUACUAUUCCUUUACCUGUAUUGUG
Molecule: messenger RNA, 605 nt
Organism: Amphimedon queenslandica
Lineage: Eukaryota; Metazoa; Porifera; Demospongiae; Haplosclerida; Niphatidae
Product: mediator of RNA polymerase II transcription subunit 17-like
Exons: 3
Coding region: 41-493 (150 amino acids)
Biological process (GO): regulation of transcription by RNA polymerase II
Cellular component (GO): mediator complex; core mediator complex
Molecular function (GO): transcription coregulator activity
Source: RefSeq, a predicted model, not a curated record